Molecule: messenger RNA, 2118 nt
Organism: Mercurialis annua (annual mercury)
Lineage: Eukaryota; Viridiplantae; Streptophyta; Magnoliopsida; Malpighiales; Euphorbiaceae
Product: probable GTP-binding protein OBGM, mitochondrial
Exons: 6
Coding region: 449-1936 (495 amino acids)
Cellular component (GO): mitochondrion
Molecular function (GO): magnesium ion binding; GTP binding; GTPase activity
Source: RefSeq, a predicted model, not a curated record
UUACGAAAUAAACCGACUACAAAAGUCUCGACUCUAAUCACACUAUCUGUGCAGAGUAUUACAACAGAAAAGCUAUAUCUCUAAAAAGUCUAACAAAAUUAAAGGAAACUACAUUCAACCUAAGGUUUAGCACACGGCAAUCCUGGAUAACAACAUCGCAGGCUGGAUCAACUGAAGAACUACCCGGAUCUUGAAGCUUGGUUAAAAGCUCCAUCAAAGUUUAUCUUGACGAAAUUGGGCGGAGGAGGUUGCCACUGAACCAUCACAUUUCGAUGUCCAGCAGGGCUUUUCUCAUGUCGCAGUGCUUCUUUGCACUCAAGGUAUCUCUCUAAAAUGUUCAGUGUCUGAACCUCUCUUGCUGGCUUGAACAUACAAUUCAAAUGUUAUGCCAGUUCAUUUGCAUUUGAUUUGACCUUAAAGACGAUAGCGGAGUCGGAAAGAGGUACCGAUGUGGUUACGUUGUACAAAAUCGCUUUGCCACUUAGAAGCCUUGAGAAAGUCUUCCAAAUCACCAUGGAUUUUUUCGUCGUUACUCUAUUGUUCGGACACUGCUCAUACGAAAGCAAAGUCUGCUCCUUUACAGGAAACCAGAAUGAGAGAUAGGAUUACACUAAAUGCUAAGGGAGGUGAUGGUGGGAAUGGUUGCUCCAGCUUUCGACGUAGUAGACAUGAGACUCGAGGCAGACCUGAUGGUGGGAAUGGAGGAAGAGGGGGUGAUGUGAUCUUAGAAUGCUCGCCUACAGUUUGGGACUUCAGCGGUUUGCAUCACCAUGUGAAUGCAGCAAAAGGGGGUCAUGGAGGUUCCAAGUGUAUGAUAGGAACUCGGGGAGACGAUAAGGUUGUCCGAGUACCUAUUGGCACCGUUAUUCAUCUUUUAGAGGGUGAGCUUCCAUCUCUACCAGUGAAAAAAUGUUCUACAACGGACUUGGAUCCGUGGGAACUUCCCGGCGCUCUUCUUACCGACGAACCAGAUUCUCAGCUGCAAUCUGUCUCGGAGAGCACAGUCGAAGUGGAGGAAGUGGAGUCAUUGGAGAGUGCUGGUGCCCUGUUUACUCAAGGUAAAGGAACUGGGGCCGAUCAAGUGGACACACGAGACACUCCAUCUGAGUCAGCAUGCGAGGAACAUGUGCAAUACAAUGUCGCUGAAUUAACAAAGCCUGGUCAGCAAAUAAUUGUUGCCCAUGGAGGGGAGGGCGGUCUGGGUAAUGUAUCUUCUUCCGAUGUUCCAAUGAAAGCUAAGAUUGCUAAGCCCAGAGCUAAGAAGGAUAUUAAGCCCUCUGUUCCAGAAUUGUCCAGUGAGGCUCAGUCCUCUGUUAGGAUCGGCUGCCCUGGCUCCGAGUCUGUUCUUGUAUUGGAACUCAAGAGUAUUGCUGAUGUGGGCCUCGUCGGAAUGCCAAAUGCAGGUAAAAGUACUCUUCUGGGAGCGUUAUCCAGGGCAAAACCGAGAGUAGGCCACUAUGCCUUCACAACUCUCAGACCGAAUUUAGGAAAAUUGAACUUCGAUGAUUUCUCUAUCACAGUGGCCGACAUUCCAGGACUUAUAAAGGGGGCUCAUGUGAAUCGUGGACUCGGGCAUGCUUUCUUACGACAUAUAGAACGUACUAAGGUUUUGGCUUAUGUGCUAGAUUUGGUUGCUGGCUUAGACGGUAGAAAAGGACGUCCGCCGUGGGAACAGUUAAAAGAUUUAGUCUUGGAACUUGAGCACCAUCAAGAAGGCCUCUCGGACCGACCUUCGUUAGUUGUGGCAAAUAAAAUCGACGAGGCAGGUGCUGAAGAAGUGUUUGAAGAACUUAAAAGAAGAGUAGUGUCUGUUCCUAUAUAUCCAGUUUGUGCUGUCCUGGAAGAAGGGGUACACGAACUGAAAGCUGGUCUUAGGGUGCUUAUGGAUAAUGAAAAAUCGCGAAAACUCGGUUUAGAUGAAAUUGAUUGUUCAUGAUAAAUUUCAUACAAUACAAGAACUAUUUUGCUGAUGAUAAGGUAUAGAAGAUUCAUUACCUUGGGAAGUUUUAAGUAUUUCAUAAAUUUUGUUGCUGUAACAUAUAAAAUAGGCAGAUAAAAUUUGGAGAGCUUAGUGCAAUUCGUUUAAGGGUUAAUUACAAAAUAAAUUAUAAACUUUAA